Messenger RNA from Olea europaea var. sylvestris, 1463 nucleotides. RefSeq names its product ubiquinol oxidase, mitochondrial-like. Gene Ontology annotation, cellular component: mitochondrion. Gene Ontology annotation, biological process: alternative respiration. Gene Ontology annotation, molecular function: alternative oxidase activity. The coding region runs from base 49 to 1086 and encodes 345 amino acids. Lineage: Eukaryota; Viridiplantae; Streptophyta; Magnoliopsida; Lamiales; Oleaceae. The record is from RefSeq and is a predicted model, not a curated record. The transcript has 4 exons.
CCCUGCAAACCGAACAUCAGCCGUGCAAGUUGCAAUUGAAUUUCGAAAAUGAACCACUUGGUGGCGAGAUCUCUGAUGAAGCGUGUGAUCACCGGCGGUAAUUAUAGCCGGUACAUGUCUUCGGCGGCGAAGGUGGCGUUGGUGAUCAGGCCGCCGUUUGAUGAGGCGAUGAUUGGAGUGAGGGGGCAGGGUGUUGGGAUGUUGCUGGGAGGGUGGAGGAAGAUGAUGAGCACUGCAUCAGAGCCUUCUUCGACGGUGGCGAUGCCGGAGAAGGAGAAGGAGAAUAGCGGCGUGGUGGCAGAGAAGAAGGUAGAAAAGGGUGAAGUCAUGGUUUCCAGCUACUGGGGAAUUUCGAGGUCUAAAAUCACUAGAGAAGAUGGCACUGAGUGGCCUUGGAACUGUUUUAUGCCUUGGGAAACUUACCGGGCAGACUUGUCUAUAGAUCUGCACAAGCACCAUGUUCCCACGACAUUUUUGGACAAAAUUGCAUAUAGGACUGUGAAACUUCUUAGAAUUCCAACAGAUAUAUUUUUCCAGAGGCGAUAUGGGUGUCGAGCAAUGAUGCUCGAAACUGUUGCUGCUGUUCCCGGUAUGGUUGGGGGGAUGCUAUUGCAUCUCAGGUCUCUUCGCAAGUUCGAGCAGAGUGGUGGAUGGAUUAAAGCAUUACUUGAAGAAGCUGAGAAUGAGAGGAUGCACUUGAUGACCAUGGUAGAGCUUGUCCGGCCAAAAUGGUAUGAGAGACUGCUGGUGCUCACAGUUCAAGGAGUUUUCUUCAACGCUUUCUUUGUGCUCUACUUGCUGUCUCCCAAACUGGCUCAUAGAGUUGUUGGGUAUUUAGAAGAGGAGGCAAUACAUUCAUAUACUGAAUACUUGAAGGAUAUUGAUAGUGGUAAAAUCGAGAAUGUCCCUGCUCCAGCUAUCGCAAUUGACUACUGGAGAUUGCCUAAAGAUGCAACUCUGAAGGAUGUUAUUACUGUUAUCCGAGCCGAUGAAGCCCACCAUCGAGAUGUCAAUCAUUUUGCUUCUGAUAUUCAUUUGCAGGGAAAGGAAUUAAGGGAAGCACCAGCUCCGGUUGGUUACCACUAAUUGUGGGUCGUGUGCUAGUUCAUAAUCGCGUUUUAAUUGGUCCUGGUUUUGUUAUACAUUCUGAAAAUCAUCGUUGAAAUAAAAAAAUAGAGCCGAUGCCAAAAAUUUAUGGUUUAUAAUGAUUCAAUACUACAGAAACAUGCCACCCACUUGUGCCUGAUCUACCGCUAGUUUGGUCCAUUCCCCGUCUAUAGCUAUUCUUAGUAUAAGUUGAAUUAUGUUGUGUAUCGUUAUCCAUUAUAUUUUUGUAAGUUUGUUCUUCGGUGCCUUAAUAUCCAAUCAAAUAUGUAAUCUAUCUUUUACUACUUUGUGGAGAAACACCUGUGAAAUGGUGUUUGUGAAUGAAAGUUUAUAUCUAGACGAGGAUCGUGAAGUUA